ACAAACUCUCGGAUGGAGAGCAGCUUCAGCUGCAAGCUCUAAACUUCAGCGGGCAUUGCUGUGUCUCUAAGGUUCUUUAAAGUGUCAGGGGUGGAAAGAAAAAACUCCCUGCCUCCUCCCCUCUGCUAGCCCAUCUUUCCUGUGGAGGAAGAGGGGCAGUCGGUGCAUGCUGCAGUGGAGGAGAGGUGGUUUACAGCAGUGCACGAGCUCUCAAAGCUCACAAAUCUCAUCUCUUUCUCAUCUAUUCAAACUAAGAGGACUUCAUCCAGAGCGCAUCCGUGGAGGCUGUUUGGAUAUUUGAGCAGCGGUCAGACGGUAAAAGUCCGCAGACAUGUCACCUUUCCUGCGGAUCGGAUUCUCCCACUUUGAGAUUGAUCCGGGUCUGGCUUAUCAUGAGGAGGUGCUGAACCCAUACUGUGCUGUUUAUAUGAAGGAGGCCGUUGACACAGAGAAGGGUCAAGUGUACAAGCAGAAGAAGCCCACCAUGUAUCCGCCCUGGAGCACCACGUUCGAUGCCCACGUCCACCGCGGGCGCAUCAUGCAUGUGAUGGUAAAAGACCGGACAGCCGAGCUCAAGUCUGAGGCCACGGUAGCUCUGGACUCGCUGGCAACGCGGUGCAAAAAGGAGAACGGCAAGCUGGAGAUUUGGUUGGAGCUGAAGCCGCAGGGACGCAUGCUUAUGGAGGCUAGAUAUUAUCUGGAGAAAAGUGAUGCUGUGGGUCACACGGACGGAGACCCAGAGUCCGAGCGUGAGAGAGAGGGUCUGUUCACCCUCCAUCAGCGACGCGGCGCCAUAAAGCAGGCCAAAGUUCACGUGGUCAAGUGUCACGAGUUCAGCGCGACGUUCUUUCCUCAGCCAACCUUCUGCUCUGUAUGCAAAGAGUUUGUUUGGGGUCUUAACAAGCAGGGUUACCAGUGCAGACAGUGCAAUGCAGCAAUCCACAAAAAAUGCAUAGACAAAGUUAUCGCCAAAUGCACUGGUUCAGCCAUAAACAGCAAGGAAACAAUGAUCCACAAGGAGCGCUUCAAGAUCGACAUGCCUCACAGGUUUAAAGUCUACAACUACAAAAGUCCCACCUUCUGCGAGCACUGCGGGACUCUGCUGUGGGGGCUCGCCAAGCAGGGGCUCAAAUGUGAGGAAUGCAGCAUGAACGUCCACCAUAAAUGCCAAAAGAAAGUAGCUAACCUCUGCGGGGUCAACCAGAAACUGAUGGCUGAAGCUCUGGCAGUCAUCGAGAGCAAGCAGCAGGCGAGAAGUACCAGAGACAGUGACAUUAUUGGUCGGGAAGGUCCUGUAAGUGUUGCCCAGCCGGGAGUGGUGCGAGCUCCAUCCGGGCUAGUUAUGGGUUUACCAGCCACAGCUACACCUGCAAGCAAAGCAGAUUAUCAGGGUGUUUCAUGGGAGGGACCAGGAGAUUUCAGCAGGUCGGUCAGCGAGGUGCUGCCAGAAGAGCCUCUGUACGCUGUUCCGAGGAAAGAUCACCAACCCAAAUUUACCAUCGACGACUUCACCCUGCACAAGAUGCUCGGGAAAGGCAGCUUUGGCAAGGUGUUUCUAGCAGAGCUAAAAAGGAGCGGGGAGUUUUUUGCAGUGAAAGCUCUGAAGAAAGAUGUGGUGCUGAUGGAUGAUGAUGUUGAGUGCACCAUGGUAGAGAGGAGGGUUUUGUCUCUAGCCUGGGAAAAUCCCUUCCUUACACAUCUUUACUGCACCUUCCAAACUAAGGAAAACCUGUUCUUCGUCAUGGAGUAUCUGAAUGGAGGGGAUCUUAUGUUCCACAUCCAAAACUGCCACAAGUUUGACUUGCACAGAGCCACCUUCUAUGCAGCUGAGAUCAUCUGUGGGCUCCAGUUUCUACACUCUAAAGGAAUUAUUUACAGAGAUCUGAAACUGGACAACGUGCUGCUGGACUCAGAUGGUCAUAUAAAGAUAGCAGACUUUGGCAUGUGUAAGGAGAACAUGCAGGAUGACGUACGGACCUCCACCUUCUGCGGGACCCCAGACUACAUCGCCCCAGAGAUCCUGCUGGGUCAGAAGUACAACAGCUCUGUGGACUGGUGGUCAUUUGGAGUGCUGCUGUACGAGAUGCUGAUUGGUCAGUCUCCGUUCCACGGCCGCGAUGAAGAGGAGCUGUUUCAGUCCAUACGGACAGACACCCCCAUUUAUCCCAACUGGCUCAGCAAACCUGCAAAGGACAUACUCAUCAAGCUGUUUGUGAGGGAACCUGAGGAGCGGCUGGGAAUCAAAGGAAACAUCAGACAGCACAGUUUCUUCAGCAGCACAGACUGGAACGCCUUAGAGCAACGGCAGGUGCCGGCACCCUUCACACCAACUAUAACCUCAGCCAGCGACUGCAGUAAUUUCGACAAAGAGUUUAUCAACGAGAAGCCCAGACUAUCGUGUGCCGACCGCACGCUCAUCAACAGCGUAGACCAGACGAUGUUCAGAAACUUCUCCUUCGUUAAUCCUGGCAUGGUUCGGAUUGCAGCACGCUGACCACCGGACAAAAAAUGGCUACAAUCUACAAACACGCUGCUCAGUCACAACCAGCAGUGACUGUAACUGGAACCUACUGUAGAACCCGAAUGUGGCAAAACUCACAUACAUGAUGAUGCUAACCACUAAAGGGGUAUAAACCGAUACAACCGAACUGUGACCGGAUCUUUAACUUUCACACAAAUACCUUUAAAAUGUACCUGGAGUCAACUUUGAUACUUUAGAGUUUAGUUGACUAAAGGCAUACAUUUUCUUACAGUGUUAUUCUGACAGCAUGCAGUUGGUUUGGUUUUAUUCUGUCAUAAAACUAUUCACACAUUGCACACUUGUGCAAAUAUGUGCAAAUAUUCAAAAAAAAAAAAAGAAAGAAAGAGAGAAAGUGUGCAUCUUCCAUGUCUCGAGGCAUGUACUGUGAAGCUAGAUUUGGGACUUAGCAAGGUAACUUCAGGCUUAAGUCUAGUUUAUAUGGAGUCAGGAAGCCAGUUCUCAUCUUACCAAAGCCAGAUGAUACAGACCUAACCUGAUCCAGAUCAUGUUAGAUUUGGAAGAGCCCUCGUACUAAUUAUUUUUACUCAUAUUUCUUGUCUUUCCACGACGAGCAUCAAUAAGAAAAUCAGAUCUUGAGGAACAAUUUCAUUCCUGCUUUUUUCUGCAAACAAUAGCGCACUAAAUCCUUGUACUUACCGGCAGCUAAAGCUCGCUGAGGGAAAAAUAUGUAAUCUCCAACCAACUGGGGAGGGGCUGCUUUGUGAAUUUGGUUGCAAAGGUGUUGGAUCAGAAAUCUCCCUCUCGGAUGAAGUUCUUUGUUCAUCCGUAGUUUGCACUGAAGAUGCUUCAAACUUUUACUUGAAGCAAAAGUUGAAGCAGAACUGUUUAUAUCACCCUUUUCAGAGAGUUUGUAGGCAAGUUGGUGUCCUUUAUGUAAACUGGCCACAGUAACCACAGUAAUUACAAGGUUUUUAAUGCAACACCCUAUACCUCAUUGCAACCACUUUCACCUAACAGCCAGCAACUUCCAGCAAACCAUCGCCAACUGGUCAGGGAAUACAUUUUUACCGAGUGACCUGUGGUUGCCGUGGGUGAUGGUGACUGACCUCUAAGCCUGCCCGACUGAGGCCUAAUUAAUUCAGUCCUUUGGCCAGUAAACUGGGUUUAUUAACCUUCAAGUGAUUGUAAAGUCCAGCCGGAUAUUUAUGUGCCAUUGAGAUUUUUUUAAAUCUAAAAAAUGUGUCCUACCGUGAAUCAUCUUCUCCUACAGUUUUUCAUAUUUGGUUUUUUUUUCCACAACCUGAAAUGGUCAGGAUGAAAGUUGUAUGGAAAUAUGUUUUGUUUAAAAAAACAAAACAAAAACAUUAUAGGCUUAAUUUUAUUGUAAUUUUCAACUUUUAAUUACUGCACGGUGAUGUCUUGCCAACAGACCUAGAGCAGCAAGAUUAACGUCUUUUUGCACACAAAUUAUUUCAUGAUUAAUUACAUUAGAACAUUUUAAUACAUCUAUUGUUGGUAACGGAAACAGGGUAAAUAGUAAUAAUCACAAGUACAGCCUUUAACUCUCCAGACUUUUCUAACAGUAUAUUUUAUUCUUCCUUAAUAAAACAUGGAGUUUUGCUGCUGGUAUAAUGAUCUUUUCAACUUUUUCAAAGUGGUAGAUCUGUCCACAUGUGUCAUUGGUCAUAUGCUGUCCUGUGAAGAUGCUAAUAGCUACAGUGGGAAACCCUGAGUGGGCUUAUCCAGUUUAUAAUUACCUUCGAUUGCAGUGUUAUUGUAAAUGAAGACAGAUACGGUAAGCUGAAGUUAUUCGGUAGUACAGGCCUCCUACUUAAUGGGCUGUGUGUUUAAAUAGAAAAUGUGCUUGUAGUGAUUUUAUGGUGCCUCAGAAUAGUUUAAUGAAGUUAACGUCUUCAAGUAAAGCAAACUGAGAAAGUCGAUUUAACCAAAUGGAAACUUAGUUUUCUUGUCCUGUUCCUUUUUAUUUUUUAUUUUAUUGUCUGUUUUUUUUUCUUAUGUAAAUAAAUUAUAUAAUUCAUCUGAUAUGCUGUGUUGUUACUUGGUUGUAGAUCUAUUAAUGUACUGAGGUUUAAUAACUGGGUUAUUGUUUACAUGUGUUUUCCUGUUGUAUCUCAGGAGUUUUGUUUUAAUGAUGAGCUACUCCCUGCAUACUGUAGUUUUGAUGUUCUCCUCACUGUGAAUUCUGUUCAUUAAAGUGUGCACAUUGUGGGCUUUUUUUUUUUUUUUUUUUUAAAUGUGUUUGUUUCGGUGAGGUACAACAUGAAAACUGCUCGGUCGUGUAGUGUCACAUCAGAAUGAUAGAGACCAGAGGUAGAGGUGUUAACAAAAAUAGCCAUCUCAGUUUUUCCACUUAAUUUGAAACUUUACCAUAUUUUCCGCUGUUACAGACAUUUACUCAACUGAUGGCUGAAUUAUUUUAGCACUCAGUCCUAAAUAUAGACUACCUAAGAAAGAAUGUCAGAGGCACUUUUUUUCCAUUAAGGUGCUACGGAUGGCCCAGAUGUAGGACUGACAGCCAAACAAAUAAUCGAAAACAAACCUUUAAUUAAGUGUAGUAGUCCGAGUGAAACAACAUCCAAACUUUAGAAUAUGUUAAUAAACAGACAAGGAACAGACAGACACUGACAAAAACUGAAGGAAAACUAAAGCUUUAAAUACACAUGAGGAGAUAGAAAACACCAGGGAAACAAGACACAGCUGAAACUAAUUAGGACAAAACAAGGAAGCAAAACUAAAUGCAAGGCACAAAAGACAACUAUUAAAAUAAAGCAGGAAAUGAAGAACAACCACACUGAAACAAGUAUUCCCGGCGCAUACAUGAACUGAACAGAAGGGGAAAAGACAGACUAAUAACGCCACAAAUGUAAAACAUGACAAGUACUAAAGCCUCAUAAUGCUCAGGAAUUAAUGAAAACCAAAAAUCCAAAUCAUAAACAACACAAAGAAGGAAAUACAAAACAAGGAUUAAAUCUGGGGACCGUGACAUAAUGUUAACAUGUUGAGAAAAGUGAUAGCACUAAUAUUUAUUAUCACACUGUGUUUACCUGCAAAAACAGGAAAAUAUCCUUCACAUUAAAACAAACUUAGAAGUGGGAUUCCACCAAUGCAUCACCAGUCAAGACCAAAGUUUGACAUGACUUUCAAACUUAUAGUUUUACUUUCCAAUUUUAAACUUUAUUCCCAAAAUUUUGGCUUUACCCUCAAAAAAGUAAUUUAAUUUUUUUUCUUAAAAAUUUCCACUUUAAACUUUAUUCUUAAAAGUUUGACUUUAUUUACAGAUUUUUUUGUCAUGGUCCUGGGUCGGUGACCCAGCGUUUUGUGUUUCAUUUUAGUAACAUCUUCUGUUUUGUGCCGAAACUUAUUUUGUAUUAGUUCUUAGUGUUUUAGUGUUCUCCCUUCUGUGCUUUGGUCGUGUCUCUGAGUUUGUUUGUAAAACUGUUUGUGAGUUUCCUGUUUUACUUUGAAGGUCUGUGUCUCGUCGUGUUUAAUUAGGUUCAGCUGUGUUCCCCUCUAGUGUGCGAUUCCCUCAUUACCUUGUGUGUAUUUAUAGUGUGUACCUGCCUGUGUUCCUCGUCGGUUCGUCUGUGUUAUUCUGUGUAACUUGGUGACAGUCUGCGUCUCUCUGGUCUUCAUUCUCUACUCCUCAGCCCCUGUGUUACCUCCAUAUGUUUUUCUCUGCGUUUUAUUCUGUGAGUUAUGGUUUCGGGUUUUGUUUGUUACUAGCUUUCCCAGUUUAGUUUAUGUCUCGCUUGUUCCUCAUUUCCUGUUUGCCACUUGCCACACUGUAAAUAAAAUUCACUCGCAUUACCGCCGCUGUCUGCAACUUGGGUCCUCCUUCAAUACAUCACACGACUGCUGCCCCAGCCUGAAUUU
Pelmatolapia mariae (spotted tilapia) is the source of this 6376-nucleotide messenger RNA. RefSeq names its product protein kinase C, theta (gene prkcq). The record is from RefSeq and is a predicted model, not a curated record. Bases 332 to 2494 code for a protein of 720 amino acids. Gene Ontology annotation, biological process: peptidyl-serine phosphorylation; intracellular signal transduction. The transcript has 18 exons. Gene Ontology annotation, molecular function: ATP binding; diacylglycerol-dependent serine/threonine kinase activity. NCBI's taxonomy places the organism in Eukaryota, Metazoa, Chordata, Actinopteri, Cichliformes, Cichlidae.